Cyprinus carpio (common carp) is the source of this 822-nucleotide messenger RNA. Its product is annotated as chemokine-like factor. NCBI's taxonomy places the organism in Eukaryota, Metazoa, Chordata, Actinopteri, Cypriniformes, Cyprinidae. The record is from RefSeq and is a predicted model, not a curated record. Gene Ontology annotation, cellular component: membrane.
AGGAAACACUCGCUCAGGAAGUAAUGUGCCAAGAUUGACAAGCUGUGUUAUGAGAACUACUCAUCGACAUAAAACAUAUGCACAGAGAUCAUAUUAAUGCCAAAAUGGAAGUUGAUUUGGCCUUGUUGAAGUCCACAAAAGGUGUACUGAAAAUAUCAGAAAUGGUGUGUGUUUUUGUGGCUUUCGUGUGUUAUGCAGUGGCAUCUAGGCCGGUCUACAUUGCAGCAACAUGCAUGGAGUUUUUAAUCACACUUGGUUUUCUUCUGCUCUACCUACUGAAACUCAACAAGAUGUUCACUCUCUUCUUCUGGCCUCUUAUUGAUGUGUUCAACUCGUUCUUUGCAGCUGCACUGAUGUGUAUUCUUAGCCUGGUAGCAGUUUCCACAUACACAGUGAAGGGCACUUUGGGCGGCGGGAUCGUGGGCUUUGUGGCUGCAGCCUUGUGGUCCUUGGAUGGCUAUAUCCUUUACAAAAAAAUCACAUUCAACAAGCCAAGAACCACCGCAGAGGCCCAAACAGGGGCAGAUUAAAGCUUUGCAGGACCAGCUCUCUCGUUUUGUGAGCAGACCUAUUUCGUAUAAGCAAAAUAAGAUUGUAAAAUACUUAUAUAGUUAUAAUGUAUUCAUUAUUAUUAUUAUUAAUAAUGUCCUGUCCUGUCCUGUGAGAGUUCGUCCACAUUCUCUGUUCAUUUAACGGUCUUCAGAUUACAGUCUGCAGAACAGCCUGUGGGAAUGCAUGUUGCUCUAAUACAUAUAAGUGUGUAAAAUGAUGAAACCUAUCCACAAAUCAUCACCACUCAAAAUAAAUUCCUCCAUAAACUGA